AUGUCGAGGAAGACUAACAUAAUAAUAGUGUCAGUUAUAUUAGGUUUUGUGGCAGCAGCUGUGAUUGGAUUUCUAAUAUGGUGGCUGGUAACUGAUACAGAGGAAUUUACCAUAAUCAAACUCGAAGGUGAAGGCAUUGGUGAUAUUGAAUACACAGCAGCGUUUACGAGAAUAAGAGGGAGCGGCGAUAUAUUUUGGUGGUUCUAUCCCACUCUCCCUGCUGUCAAAAUCAUAAAACCUAUUAUAUUGUGGGUGGAUGGCGUCACUGGUGUACCGCCUAGUCUACUGGCAAACUUCGGCAUGUUCGGUCCGUACGACUUCAACUUGAACCAACGGAGCGAUUCUUGGAUUAAUAAUUAUAAUUUACUAUUCGUGGAUGCACCGCUUGGUACAGGAUUUAGUACAGCCCAGAGCGACAGUCAGAUUCCAGGGAACCUUGACGCGACUACUGACCAUCUGUUGUUUACCUUGGAAUCAUUUUACCGUCUUCAUGAAGACUACGCAGAUACCCCACUCUAUAUUUUCGGUGAAGGGCAUGGUGCGCAAAUAGCGUUGGCACUCGCCAGGAGGCUUGCCUCAACCGAUCCACCUGGCAGGUUCCAGCACAAUUUGAAAGGAGUCGUACUCGGUAACGGAAUUGUUUCUCCUGCUCUCGCCUUGACCAAACUGGGAUUUUAUUUAGAAGAACUUGGUUACAUCGAUGCUAACGGGAGGGCGGCCAUUGAGACACUUUCAGAAGACGUGAGCAGCUCGGUUAGUGGCGGUCAACUAAGAGAUGCUUUUGACAAAUUUAUUACACUUGGAGAUUUCGUGAAUGAAAAAGCAGGUGCUGUCGCUGUUAACUUGGGGCAUAUAGUCGAUAAAUUGACACGGGAAGCGUCAAGAGAUUAUUUCGGUCAAAGACAAUACAUGCAGGAAAAAUUCGGUUUAGACGCCUUUUCAUUCAUGCAGGAAACCGUGGCUCCUGCUUUGGGUAUACCAUCAGACGUUUCGUUUGACUACAACAGAGCUGCUGUCGUUGAUGCAUUCAGAAACAAUUUUAUGUCACCAGCCACACCUCACGUUGAAUUCCUUCUUAGAAACACGGACUUGAAGGUGGUAAUUUAUAAUGGAAAUCUCGAUGCCGUUUCCAAUACACCAGGUCAACUAGAGUGGGUAGAUAAUUUACAAUGGCCAGGUCAGGAAGAAUUCAAAACUACUCCUCGACGAACUUUAGUAAUUAACAGAUUAGUAGAAGGCUAUUUCAGGGAAACUCCGAGAUUGUCAUUCUAUUGGAUGAACGCGGCUGGUCAAUCGGUUCCACUCGACAGCCCACUAGCAAUGCGACGGAUUUUGGACAGGAUAACACAACCCAAAUGA
Messenger RNA from Bombyx mandarina (wild silkworm), 1359 nucleotides. RefSeq names its product retinoid-inducible serine carboxypeptidase. NCBI's taxonomy places the organism in Eukaryota, Metazoa, Arthropoda, Insecta, Lepidoptera, Bombycidae. Gene Ontology annotation, molecular function: serine-type carboxypeptidase activity. The record is from RefSeq and is a predicted model, not a curated record. Gene Ontology annotation, biological process: proteolysis.